Corylus avellana is the source of this 1177-nucleotide messenger RNA. RefSeq names its product transcription factor MYB44. Gene Ontology annotation, biological process: regulation of DNA-templated transcription. The record is from RefSeq and is a predicted model, not a curated record. Gene Ontology annotation, cellular component: nucleus. Gene Ontology annotation, molecular function: RNA polymerase II cis-regulatory region sequence-specific DNA binding; DNA-binding transcription factor activity, RNA polymerase II-specific. NCBI's taxonomy places the organism in Eukaryota, Viridiplantae, Streptophyta, Magnoliopsida, Fagales, Betulaceae.
UCAAGAGGCCUCUAAGAGAAACCAAGAAAAAAAAAAAAAAAAAAAGCUCUAUUGGUUUUCUGGUUUUCUUCUACGGUUGGGGUUUUUGAUUGAUGGACAGGGAUGGAGAUCGCGUCAAGGGUCCGUGGAGCCCAGAGGAGGACGAGAUGCUAAGGAGGCUGGUGCAGAGCCACGGUCCUCGGAGCUGGUCGGUGAUAAGCAAGGCGAUCCCGGGGCGCUCGGGGAAGUCGUGCCGGCUCCGGUGGUGCAACCAGAUCUCGCCGGAGGUAGAGCACCGGCCGUUCUCGCAGGAGGAGGACCAGAUCAUCGUCAAGUCCCACGCCAAAUACGGCAACAAGUGGGCCACCAUCGCUAGGCUCCUCAACGGCCGUACCGACAACGCGAUCAAGAACCACUGGAACUCCACGCUCAAGAGAAAGUACUCCUCGAUGGUGAGCGGCGACGACGCCGAUUCGACAGCCGACGAGACUCUGAAUCGGCCGCACAAGAAAUCAAUGGGUCCGUGUUACAGCCCCCGCGGUAGCCCAUCCGGAUCCGACGUAAGCGAUUCGGGUCUACCGCCGAUAUCCACCCCGUACCCGAUUCGAUACUUGUCACCGCCGCGCCCGAACCCUAUCACUGACGAGCCGUCGACUCUGCUUACUCUGUCUCUGCCAGGGACCGAGUCUCUCGAGCCGCGCAGCGGCCAAAACUCGCCGCCUCGUCUAGAGUACGACACCAAAUCAUCACCGCCGUACCAUAACUACCGAACGGCGAAGUUUUCGCCGGAGUUAGUUGACGUGCUGAAGGACAUGAUUAAAAGGGAAGUGAAGAGUUACAUGGAUGGGCGCGAGAAGGCUGGGAUUCUUUGUGAGGGCGUAAAGCGCAUUGAUAUUGACCAUUAAAUUAUGAAUCAGAGAGAAAAAAAAGAAAAAGAAAACGGAAAUCAUCAGAGCAAGAAGGUUUCUGUUCGGAAUAGGCAAAACAGAAACAAACGGCCAAUUUGUUUCUUGAUUUUUUUUUUUCUUCUUUUCUUUUAACUUGUCUUUUGAUAUUUCCGAAAAAGAAAAUAAUUUUGAGGCUGGUGUACAGUAAUUAGAUGAGGAUUAAAGCAAAAAAUUAGUGAGUGAUAGCGAGAUUUGUAUUGGGUUUUGCCGUGAAAGAAAGAAAUUAUGGGAGAUUAGUUGAGUUAGUUAUA